Chara braunii is the source of this 3965-nucleotide messenger RNA. Lineage: Eukaryota; Viridiplantae; Streptophyta; Charophyceae; Charales; Characeae. The record is from the annotation of a GenBank genome assembly.
GGGUUUUUACAAAUUUCUGAUGAAGCGGCAUGCAUGGUGCAGCAGGUGAAUGAAUGCUCGAGGACACAGCAGGUGGAUGGAGGCUAGAUGACAACAAGCCUGCAGUUCGUUCUCCAGUUCUUUGAUGGUACAUCGUUUAUCCAGGCCGCCUGUGAUGCAGAAAAACCAUAUCUACAAGCACUCCUAGAUAGUGCAAUCAAAAGGGAACAGAAGGCAGAGAAGGAGAGGAAGGAGACCUUGCUGAGAAGGCAAGUGGCCAUCCUCGAGACUGUUCCCUCACUGACUGAAGAGCAGCGUGGGGAACAAUUGCAGUCUAUACCCACAACCCUUGUUCAAGUAAGGAAUCUUGAGGAUCAUGCCACUCAGAUCGUUGAAGUUUUCGCAAAGUUGCAAGCACUUCAAGAUGAUCUGACUGAUAUGACCCGCAAGUACCAUGAAUUGACAAGGGAGGUGGCUGAGCUGCGACAAGCCCAAGUGGCCAACCCUCUUCCUCUACCCCUUGGUUCUGAAGCUGCAAUUGAAACUACCUCUGCCUCUCUUACUGUAUCUUCUUCCUUGAAUGUGUUGGCAACCCCCUCGGGACCUGCAACAGGUGCAGAUUCUGCUGUUGCUGUGACAAGCAGCGAGGCUGGAAAUUCUGCAAUUGGUGCAGCCCCAAGAUUGGAACCAGCAGGAGCUGGUCCCAGCUACGCCGGUCCCUAUGUGGAUCGUAAGGCGGUUCAAAUACCGUCUAAGUACGACGGCAAGGAAGACAUUGAAUCCUGGAUCAGCUCCAUGAGGGCAUAUUUCGAGAUUCUGGGGACUCAACCUGAGAACCAGUCCGUGAUCAUGGGAAUGAAUGUCGAGCCAGUCGUUCGGGGCUUCUUAGAGGUCCAAGCUACUCCCAAUGCGAAUGGACCAAGUGGAAGGUCACUUUGCAUGAUCAAAGGUGCUCGAGGGAACGGGCUUCCUGUCCUCUUGGAUGAGAAGCAUGAGUCCCCAGUGACUUUUUUGAAUGCUAUGCAGUUCUGCAAGAAAUGGCGCAAGCACAAGGAGGAAGAACAGUUGUAUGUUGCCUUUGUUCGUCCUACCAAUGUGCCAUCCACUUUUGCGGCUAAUACCACUACUACUUCGAUUAGUGAGCCUACUUCUAGUACUUCUACUUCUAGCACCUCUAUUUCUCCACCCUCUAAUGGUCCAAAUGAUCCUACUUCAGAUUCGGUCGUCUCUAUACGCGACCUGCGACCGGACGUAGGUGAUUCCUUUGCUGAUCCCCCACCCCCACCUGUCCCACCAGACAUCCAAAACCUCCUCGAUCGGUUUCCGGAAGUUCUGGCCGAGCCACGUGGAGUCCCCACGCGAUCGGUUCGACACACCAUUGAGUUGGUUGAAGGUGCUGUCCCUCCAAAGGGCUGUGUAUACCGAAUGGGACCCGGCGAGUUGGAGGAACUCCAGCGACAGAUUGAUGAGAUGAUUGACAAGGGGUGGAUCAAGCCCAACGAAUCUGAGUUUGGUGCUCCUGUGUUGUUUGUUCCAAAGAAAGGAGGCAAACUCCGCAUGUGUAUUGACUAUCGCGGUCUAAACCGCAUCGCAAGAAAAAAUGCUUAUCCAUUGCCUCGUAUAGAUGACUUGCUUGAUGCCGUAGGUGGGUGCAAGGUCUUCUCCAAGAUCGAUCUCAAACCUGGCUACCACCAGAUUGAAGUCGAUCCUGCGGACCAGCACAAGACUGCGUUCAAGACACGCGAUGGGCUUUACGAGUUUACCGUAGUGCCCUUCGGUCUCAUGAACGCACCGACCACCUUCCAAAGCCUCAUGGAGAAAGUCCUCCGCGAACAGAUUGGCCGGUUUGUGGUGGUCUGCCUCCAUGACAUUCCAAUCUUCAGAAAGUCCAUGGAGGAACACCUCAAGCACCUUGAGGAAGUACCGACCAUCCUCAAGAAGACGCAACUCCAUCUCAACUUAGAAAAAUCUGAGUUUGGGAAGGAUAGUGUCAUCUAUCUUGGGCACCGGUUGUCUGCUGAAGGCUUGGAGCCUGAAGCAACCAAGGUGGAGGUCAUACGUGACGGGCCUCAACCCGUGAACAUUCGCGAACUGCGUUCUUUUCUUGCUCUCGCGUCAUACUAUCGGAAGUUUGUGCCCCGCUUCUCUAUUGUUGCUUAUCCAUUGUCACGGUUGACCAGUAAAAAUGUUCCCUAUUCUUGGGACGCCGCGUGCAUGAAUGCCUUCCAAACUUUAAAGGAAGCCUUGGUAAGUCACCCAGUACUCCGCAUUGCAGAUCCCAAAUUGACGUUGGUAGUCACUACGGAUGCGAGCCAGUACGGAAUCGGUGCAGUGCUGCAACAAGACGACGACGAUGGCUUGCGGUCACUCGAGUACUACAGCAAACGCAUGCCCAGUGUAAAGGUAGCCACUUCCACCUACAUGCGCGAGCUCUAUGCUUUGCGCAUGGCGUUGGAUCACUGGAAACACUAUCUUUUGGGACGCCACUUCAAAGUCUUCUCAGAUCAUGAGACCUUGAAACAAAAGCUGAUGGGGCUACUCACACCCAUACCCAUUCCCGAUGGUCCCGGGGAGUCUGUCUCCAUCGACUUCACCGACAUGGGAAAGGUAAGUACGAACGACUACUCACAGGUCAUGGUGAUUGUUGACCAAUUCUCUAAGUUCCUCAAUCUGAUCCCUUUGCCGCCUCAUGCCCCAACAGAACUAGUGAUUCGUGAAUUCCAACAGAAGUACAUUCUGCAGUUCGGAACCCCGAAGACUCUUGUGAGCGAUCGGGAUCCGCGCUUCAUUAGUACUGAGUGGAAGGACUUCACGUCUCAACUGGGGAUCAAACUGUGUACGACAUCUGGCCGACACCCCGAAGCCAACGGUUUGGCUGAGGAGAUCAACCAGACUGUGUUUCAACUUCUUCGCGCUUUGAUUAUCUCGGAUCAGGAAACAUGGGAUGAAGAGCUGUAUUCCGUUAAGGGGUUAUACAACAACUCCGUCCACUCCGCCACCGACAUGACACCCAACAGGCUGCAUUACGCAAGUAACCGACGAGCAGAUCAUAGCAGAGCGAUGGAGAAGUGGUCGGAUGCUCCGAAAGGGAAUGCAAAAUCAGGCGAGAAGAUCUUCAAGACAAAGUGUGCGCAAUGCCACGUGGCAGAGAAAGGUGGUGGUCAUAAGCAAGGACCCAAUUUGGGAGGUCUUUUUGGACGAAAGACGGGGCAAGCUGCAGGUUACUCGUACUCUGCAGGGAAUAAGAGCAAAGGCAUAGUCUGGUCAGAAGAGACACUUUACGAGUACUUGCUCAAUCCAAAGAAGUAUAUUCCAGGAACAAAGAUGGUUUUUGCCGGUCUGAAAAGUCCGCAGGACCGAGCGGACUUGAUUGCAUAUCUGAAAGGAGCGACAAAGUGAAGCCACGCAAACUGCAGCUUCUUCUUUUUCCUAUUCUUUCUCUUCAUGUUUUUCUCUCUUUUGUUGUUUUUUUCCCCCUCCCCCCUCCUCCCCCCGCCCCCUUUUUUUCCUCUUUCAUUUUCGUGGUGCCAGCAAUUUUAAGCUUGUAUAUUAUGUCCGAUCAUGACAGAAGCCCAGCUGAGAAAGAGGUGCAAGGAUUUUUUUAUUUUUAUUUUUUCUUGUCCUUUUCCCUUUUCGUCACUUCUUCCCAAAAGGGAGAGUGAAAAAGACGGGGUCGGUGAAGCGUAGGAUUAUUUAUCUGCAUAUGUAAUGUUUUCAAAGCUUCCAUGUGACUCCAUGCAAGUCCGACGAAGAUCGGUAUGACGCACAGCCCCCCGUUUCUUGGCCUUUAUAGAAUUUCGAUCUGGCCCUGAAGCAAAAGUUGUUUAGUUCAUUCCUCUGAGUAACAUAGUCUUUUUUGUGUUUUUUUUUUUUUUUUUUAUGGGACCCUCCCUCAUCCUUUUGCAGGCCCGGGCCACCGGGUUGAACAAGGUGACCAGGACGGCCUGGCUGGUACCGCCCAGUACUACAAUAUUAGCCAUUUUAAC